Messenger RNA from Prorocentrum cordatum, 1280 nucleotides. Lineage: Eukaryota; Dinophyceae; Prorocentrales; Prorocentraceae. The record is from the annotation of a GenBank genome assembly.
GUACCAGAGUACAUAGGGCAUGUUUGUUAUAAGUGCCCUGCAACCAAUCAGUUGUUGUGCGAGAGCGAGGAGGAGCAUCCGAUGCCCGAUGAGCUGUUCAACUAUAGGGAUGCGAUGCUGCAUUCAGGUACCAUACGGACACCGAUGGUGACGGACGACUGCUACGACCUCAGCGUGGGCAUGCCAUUGCUCCCGGGGCAGUAUGAGACGCACGUCAAGGAACCCAAGGCGUUCUUCUGGGGCGACUGGGACAGCGACCCCACAACAUGGCCGACAUGGGUCUUCACGGACGGCUCGGCGAUACCGUCAAGCAUACCUGAGUUGCGCAGAUGUGGUUGGGUUGUGAUACAGAUGACACCGUAUGGAUAUCCAGCGAGAGCGGUAUACGGAGGUCUACCUGGGCCACAGCAGACCAUCGGGGCUGCAGGAAGGUAUUGCGUGCUCCAGGCGCAGCGAGACUACCCGAAGGCGACGCAGCUGGUCACGGAUUUAUCAGGACUGGUCGAGGAGGGUACUCGUUGGUCAGAGAGGGGCUCACAGUCACAGGCACGACGCGCGAGCUGGUGGAGGCGCAUUCGUGAACACUGGCGCGAGUCAGGCCGUACUCCUGUACGAUUCCACUGGUGUCCUUCUCAUCAAGAUCAUUUGAAGGUUGCGUGUGGUCCUGGCUCACAGCUCAAGCUGGACUGGGUGCUGGGCAACGCGUGGGCGGACCACUUUGCGAAGGAAGGCGCACGGUCGGUUGGCUAUGCUGAAGGCUAUGUGAACAUGUUCAAGAUGGCCAUGGAGCAUGCGAAGCUUGGUGCACGGUUUCUCAGCUACACGUUAUUUCUGGUGUUACAGCUCAAGAUUUGGGGAGACCGCGAAGUCAACGAACCCAAAGUAAGGACGCAGAAGGAUGAGGUGCAGGCAAUACAAGCGGAGGUAUUCUUCGGCUCCGCACGUGGAGAGGCCUUCGUACCAUGGCGCCGGGAGGCGGACACCGACGCGCUGGCGGCUGCCACCACAGUGCUGGGCGACGAAGGUGAUCUUACCCACCAACCAUGCGAUGCCACUGGGGCACCGCUGCUCCAAGCACAGGCCCACUUCACGGCACUGGGGCAUGUGCUGCAGUGGAGUGGGCAAGCUACGGUCUGUACGCGGUGCGCACGGGCAGCCAGUGAUGUGACGAAGAAUGUGCUGAAGCUGCGCGACAAGUGUCCAGGGGCUGCCCAAUGCCGCGAGGCAAGGCGCAGCCAGAUCAAGCGUAUCCUGAGGUUCGCCAAGGGCGUCUCGAUGGA